Brassica oleracea var. oleracea is the source of this 1306-nucleotide messenger RNA. Its product is annotated as nucleolin 2-like. Bases 444 to 1070 code for a protein of 208 amino acids. The record is from RefSeq and is a predicted model, not a curated record. Gene Ontology annotation, molecular function: nucleic acid binding. The transcript has 7 exons. NCBI's taxonomy places the organism in Eukaryota, Viridiplantae, Streptophyta, Magnoliopsida, Brassicales, Brassicaceae.
GACUAUUCAUUGUCUGGAAAACAAUAUCGUCCUAAAAGAAUAUAUGAAAAUGUCAAAAAAAAAAAAAAACAGAGACUCCAUACUAUAGACAGUGAAGAGCAACUCCAGAGAUUAUCUUUGCUCCUCAGAUUCAAGAGCUGCGUGUGUAUUCUCUCCAUCUACAGAAAAGAAACCAAAAAGUGAACCUAGUCAAAAUGAACGUUUGUUUUCAACAACUAACCAAGAUAUUAUGUACAUGAACAUGAAGAUCAGGAUGUAUUAUUUAUUCACAGAGAGUAAUUAAUUAAAUAAAAGGGGAUCCCUUAUAAAUUUGCUGCUCCCUCUUUAAUCGGGGAAAAAAAAAAAUAGGGAUCAUCUUCGUUAUCGCAUCUUCUCCAUGGACGAGUACUCUAGCAUGAAAGCUGCGGCCGAAGGGAAGAAAUUGGCCCGUUCGGAUCUUAUGGAUGUUUGAGGAGCAAAGACGCAUGGUGAAGAUUUCCGUCGAGGGAUACGAUACUUCGAUUCCUGCAGUUGAUAUCGGGAAUGCUUUGACGAGUCGUUUCAGUUCAUGUGGACGAAUCUGUUAUCUUGACAUUCCCAGAGACCCUAUAACAAAUGUUGUCAACGGCAAAUGUUCUUUUUUCCAACUCUGCGGAAAAGGCGCAGAAGAGAAGGCCUUGGCACUUGAUGGAACUGACAUGGGAGGGUGGAAUGUAACGGUUAAGGUGUUACCUCACGAUGAUCUUGAGUUUACCACCGAUCAAUUGGCUGCUAUGAGCAUUUCACACUUUAAGAAAACCAGGAGCGAAGGCGUUUCCGUUAGAGGAUAUGACAAUUCCCUUCCUUCGAAUGAUAUCAAGAGCGCUUUGACUAAGCAUUUCGCUUCAUGUGGAGAGAUAACUGAUGUUUUUGUUCUCAAAAGACGGGCUAUUAUUUACUUUUUCGGAUGGCAUGCAAUAAGUAAGGCGGUUGAACUCAGUGGAAGUAACGUGGGAGGAUGUGAACUAGUUGUUAAGGCUUUGCCAGUACCUAAAAGAAACCUCGGCCUCCUCCACCUAGUCUUCCUUUUGGCUAUAUACUAUCCCAGCUGAAUGUGUUGAGGCUGCUCAUCAGAUACAUAUGUCUCAGAAGAUGACGGCAGAGUAGAUGAGAAAUAUCAGAAGAAGCUAGACAGAACCUAAUGUUACCCCCUUUUUUUUACCACUCGGUCUCUCUUAUUAAUCGUGUGAUACAAUGCAACCUCUUUUUAUUAGAUGGUCUUUGUUAUGUUUGUUUCAAUGUUAGUGUUUGACUAAGUUGGAUUAAUUUGGAUUAAUUAAGUUAGAAA